GGAAUGCGUGGGGGGGAGGCAGUUGGAGAGAGAGCUCUUGGACAGCAGAAAUGAGCCCUGAAAAGCAUCUUGAGGAAGGCGAUGAAGUUGACUCCGUUCUCCUUUCAGCGUCCAAGAUCCUAAAUUCCUCUGAGGGAGUAAAGGAAAGUGGUGGUAGUGAACCAGACUAUAGCUGUAUAUCAGAAUCAGAAAAUCAAAUCCAACCACAAUCAGCAUUGAAAGCCCUUCAGCAUCAACUGGAAUCAUUUCAGGCUCUCCGAAUGCAGACUUUGCAGAAUGUUAGCAUGGUACAGUCUGAAAUCAGUGAAAUACUGAAUAAAAGCAUUAUCGAAGUAGAAAACCCACAAUUCAGCUCAGAAAAAAAUCUGUUCGGCACACACAUUGGAAAGACUUUGGAAGAAUGGACUGCCAGAGAUGAAAACAAGGAAAUUCCUGUCCUGAAAACCCUAAAAGAUCCUAUAGAGAAUCAAGAAGAAAUCCUUUCUAUGGAGAAAAUUCAUCAUUUUGAAGAUUCUAGGACUCUUCGUUCAGUGGAAGAAAAAUUCAGUAGCGAUAGUGCUAACAGUCUCUCACAAGGUAUAGAUGUUCCAACCCAGGUACAUUUCAAGGACAUAUUAACUUCAACAGAUAAUUCAGCUUCAAACAUAAUUAUGAACCCUUCAGAAAAUUCUGACAUGUUGAAGAAUUGUAAUAACCUUUAUAGUUUUCAUCCUAACAUACCUCAAAAUGUGAUGUCCCAAGCUAAUACAGUAAUUCUGGAUGAAUCCAAAAUUACUGUGCCUUUUCUCAAGCAUGGAUUUUGUGAAAAUCUAGAUGAUAUUUGCCAUUCUAUCAAACAAAUGAAGGAAGAACUUCAAAAGUCACAUGAUAGGGAACUCAUACUUACAAAUCAACUUAAAACCUUAAAAACUGAUACAAAUGUUCAAAGUAAUGAUAAAAAUGACCUCUCCCCCAUUCACAAGAAAAAUAUUAAUUUUAUUAAGGAAGAAAAUAUAGAAGGUGACUUAAAUGAAGACAUAAAAUCAAAGAGAAUUUCAGAAUUAGAGGCAUUAGUAAAUAAAUUACUCCCACUCAGGGAAAGAGUGUCAAAAUUCCAUGUGACUUUUUGUAGAAAAUGUAAAAAAUUAUCUAAGAGUGAAACACAUAAGGUAAAGAAGAAUGAGAAAAAUGAGAUUUCUAUCACUGGCAAGAAUAUUACAGAUUUAAAAUUCCACUCCAGAGUUCCCACAGAUGGACUGUCAUUCUUUGACCAAGCAAAACAUGAAAUGAAAAACAAAGAAAGGCAACCAUUUGUUGUAAAACAAGGAUCAACAGAUAUGAAAAUGAGAAAAACAUCCAAAGCCAAUUCUGUUACUGAGCAGUGUGUUGCAAAAAUUCAGUACUUACAAAAUUACCUAAAAGAAUCCAUGAUGAUACAGAAAAAGGUAACUGAACUGGAGAAUGAAAAUCUAGCUCUUAAAACCAGAAUAAAACCUCUUGUCUCUACCACACAAUCUCUGAUACAGAAAGUUGAAACAUAUGAAAAGCAAUUUAAAAAUCUGGUUGAAGAAAAGAACACUAUUCAGUCCAGGUUAAUUAAAACAGAAGAAGACGGAAAAGCAUGUCUUAAAGAGUUGAAAACAGUAAGUAGUAAAUACAAUGUUCUCCAAAGCCAAAAUAAAAGUCUAGAGGAAAGAAACAGUCAACUUUCCUUGGAGAAGCAACAAAUGAUAGAAACAUUAGAUCAGCUAAAAAGUAAGGAACACAAAACUCAAAAUGAUAUGGCCAUUGUCAAUACUGAAAAUAAUCGAAUGAAUAUUGAAAUGGAAUCAAUGAAAACAAAAAUUCUAUUAAUACAAGAUGAAAAAGAAAUGGUAGAGAAAAAAACACACCAGCUUUUAAAGGAGAAAGCUCACUUAAAUGAACUGAAAGAGAAUCAGUUGGAGAUAAUAAAACUAAAAGAGAAAGAGAGAUUGGCCAGAACGGAACAAGAGACACUUCUUCAAAUAAUAGAAACAUUUAAAAAUGAAAAACUUAAUCUUGAAACAACAUUACAAGAAUCUACUGCUGCUAGACAAAUGAUGGAGAGAAAAGUUGAGAAUAUUCAAACAUACCAAUCUACUGCAGAAGAGAAUUUUCUGAAAGAAAUAAAAAAUGCAAAGUCAGAAGCAAGUAUUUAUAAGAAUAGCUUGUCUGAAAUGGGGAAGGAAUGUGAAAUGUUGUCAAAAAUGGUAAUAGAAAUUAAAGCAGAUAAUCAGAUUCUAAAAGAAGAACUAAAAAAACAUAGUCAAGAAAAUAUAAAAUUUGAGAACAGCAUCAGUAGGCUUACUGAAGACAAAGUGCUUUUAGAAAAUUAUAUUAGAAGUAUAGAGAAUGAAAGAGAUACCUUGGAGUUUGAGAUGCGGAAUCUUCAACGAGAAUAUUUAAAUUUAAGUGAUAAAAUCUGUAGUCAGCAUAAUGAUCCAUCAAAAAUGGCUUACAUGUCAAGAAGGGAGAAAUACCAUUUUGACAACCAUGAUACUUAUGAAGAAACUUCUAGUCCUAGGAGUAGGCCUGUAGCUCCUGAUUUGAAAGGUAUGUAUAUUGUGAUAUAUUAGUAGAUAUGUGUUUAAAUUCUUUUAGUCUAUUAGGCACUAGCUAGAGUACAGUAAAAAAUAAGGAAACUUUAAAAUGAACACAAUCUAGUUUUGUAAGAAUUGAAUCCAAUUUAUUAGAAGCUGGAAUUAUUUGGAAAUGUUGCCCUUUUGACAAAAUUCAUGUUAUAUUAGUUACUUACAUACUUUGUAUAGGCACCAAGCAACUUUGGCAGUGAACAGGUUAAUUUUUUUAUUAUUCUAAAGUAUAAUUAGCACUCCAGCUUUAAAAAAAAAAAUCCUCUUUUUUUUUUUU
Molecule: messenger RNA, 2868 nt
Organism: Choloepus didactylus (southern two-toed sloth)
Lineage: Eukaryota; Metazoa; Chordata; Mammalia; Pilosa; Megalonychidae
Gene: CCDC110
Product: coiled-coil domain containing 110
Cellular component (GO): cytoskeleton
Source: RefSeq, a predicted model, not a curated record